Molecule: messenger RNA, 2478 nt
Organism: Trifolium pratense (red clover)
Lineage: Eukaryota; Viridiplantae; Streptophyta; Magnoliopsida; Fabales; Fabaceae
Exons: 1
Coding region: 1-2478 (825 amino acids)
Source: RefSeq, a predicted model, not a curated record
AUGCGUGCAACCGCUCUUCUAUCUUCUCUUCAACUAGUGGAGCACGCAAAUCUAGGAAAGACAUCAAACACUUUCCAUAACCACCUCAUUACACGCAUUCAUCUCUCCAUCAAUUGUGUUUUCUCUCUCAAACUCUCAACUUCCCUAUCAACUCUAUCACAUUCUUGGAAACUAGGAUCAUCUCGUUCAUCACCCUCAAUCACCAAAAUUCACAAAAAUCUCAUCACCAUGUCUCAACAAUCUGAUCCUUCCCAAAUCAAGAACACCACUGAUGAUACUGUGAAAACUCGCUCCAAAGCAAAAGGUUCUACUGUUGUCAUUGAUGCUGAACCCAUCACGACUGUGCUUUCAACUAAAUCAAAGAAGAAAUCGUCAAAAUCGAAGGCUAGCGACAAAAAGGAGAAACCUACUAAAGUAAGUGAAUCCUCUCCGUCUCUCUCGAACAAGUCUAUUUCUAGUAAAUCUGAGAAGAAAAAGGGUGAAUUGUCUGUUAAAAAGGGUUUGAACAUGUUUGAUUUGUACUUGAACAAAAAUCCCUUUGAUACUGCCAAUGUUGAAUCGCAUGUUGACACCUCUGUCAAAUUAGCGACUGAAUCAAAUGUUGAAUCAUCCAGUAAGGUUCAUAGUGAAACUGAGAAAUCUGAAGUUGAAAAGGUUGUUGGAGAAAAACCUACUCUGUCGGUUAACCCCAAAUCUGCUGAAACCCUAGAAACAUCUAGGUCUGUUACUGUUGAACCAGUUGUUGGUCAAACCUCUUUGGCUGAGAAAGAGGAAGAAAUUGUUUCUGAUAAUGUCACCCCUGCGGUUGGUGACAAAACUGUGAAAGAAAAGGAUUCUAUUCCUGAUGAUGUGUUGGAAGCUGGAGCAUCCGAGAAACUGAUUGAUGCUGCAAAGGAUGUUGAACCAUCCAAAACUCGUCAAAACUCCAAUGAUACUGCCUUCACUGAUUCAUUUGGUAGUAGUUCUGAUACAGAAGCCUCUACUGACGAAGAGAUAACUAACGAUGGAGGUACUCCUGUGAUUGUGGCUGACUCUGAGCCUGAGAAAGAAAAAGAGAAAGAAGCUACUGGGAACAAUGAUGCUACUGGUUCUGAGAAAACGGGUACUGAAGGCAAGAAUAUGGUGGAUUUGGAUGACAUUGAAACUGAUGAAGACCAACAGGCCAAACCUGUUCAGAAAGGUGUUGGCAGAAGACUGAGAAGCAGGACAACAAAACCUGUACCUGUUAUUGAAACCACCCCUGUUGUGACCAAGAAGACUAGGGAUUCUACCCUAAAACCUGUCAAAUAUGGUCCUAAGAAAUCUUGGAGAAAGUCUGUACCUCUCUCUGAGAAGAAGAAGAAUGUGCUGAAAAGGAAGAGUGCACCAUCCAGUGACUCUGAUUUUGAUGCUGAAAAGGAUGCUUCAAGCAUCAAGCCUCCUACGAAGAAGGCCAUGUCUGCAAGAAAAGCUGCCUCUGUUCCUGCUGAGAUUGAAGAUUUUCCUUGUGAUAAUGUGUCAUUCCAUCUUCCAUCAUAUGCCCAAAGAUGGGGUCUUAUCUGCAAAAGGAGACUUGCCUUGGAAAGAGAAUUAGGCAAAGAUAUCUUGGAGUGUGAAGAAGUAGUGAACUUGAUGAUCAAGACUGUGAGGGGUUUAGGCUCCUGUUAUGAGAAGCUGGUAAGGGAGUUUGUGGUCAACAUCCCUGCAGGAUGUGACAAUCCUCUGGAUAGAGAAUACCAGAAGGUUUAUGUGCGUGGAAAGUGUGUGGAAUUCUCCCCUGCUGUUAUCAACAAGGCUCUUGAUAACCCUGAUGUGACUCAUCCUGACUUUGGGGUAUCUAAUAAUGUGAUCUGCAAAACCAUUACUGCUAACCAGGUGAAGAUUUGGCCAAGGAAGGCAAAGGUGCCUGCUGUAAAGCUGACCUUGAAGUAUGCUAUCCUGAAUCGCAUUGCUUCAGUCAACUGGGUUCCCACAACCCACUCCUCUGAUGUUGCUACUGGGCUAGGUAAAUUGAUCUACAUGAUUGGCACAGGUACAAAAUUUAAUGCUGGUCUUUAUAUCUUCAAUCAAAUUGUACAACAUGCCAAGACCUCUGUUACAAAGCAACCCAUUGCUUUCCCUACUUUGCUCUGUGAUAUCAUAUUUUCUCAGCACCCUAGCAUUAGACAUGAGGGUGAGUCUGCAAAGACAAGAGCAGAACCUCUCUCUAUUCAUCAGAAAUUGUAUAGCCAACAGCAUGCUCCAGACAUUGUUGGCUCAUCAACUGCUGCUACAGAUGCUCCCAUGACAAGGAAGGAGAUAAUUGCUAUGCUGGAAGCAAAUUGCAAGGAGCUGGAUGAAAAGAAGCUGCAAUUUGAAAGGAUGAUUCAUGCUCUGAAGCUUGAAGAAGCUGCAGCUGCUGAUAUGGAUGAGCAAAUGGCUGAUGCUGUUAGUGAGGAAGAGGAAGCUGGUUCAGAUAAGGAAGAAGAAAGUGACUCUAGUGCUAGUGCCUCUGUGUAA